This is a messenger RNA of Cryptococcus deneoformans JEC21, 1775 nucleotides long. RefSeq names its product mitochondrial outer membrane protein, putative. Bases 172 to 1599 code for a protein of 475 amino acids. The record is from RefSeq and is a predicted model, not a curated record. Gene Ontology annotation, cellular component: ERMES complex; endoplasmic reticulum. Gene Ontology annotation, biological process: mitochondrion organization; phospholipid transport. NCBI's taxonomy places the organism in Eukaryota, Fungi, Basidiomycota, Tremellomycetes, Tremellales, Cryptococcaceae. Gene Ontology annotation, molecular function: lipid binding. The transcript has 5 exons.
GUAUUCUUGGAACAUAGACCGGCCUGUCGACUAUUGCAGCCACUUCACCCGCUGGCACGCCCCCAACCCAUCCCGCGAGACAUGCCGCGGUAAUCUACACAUUAGUGCAAGCACACAAAUCAGGACAUUCUCGCUACUUGCUCUUUCCCCGACUUUCCGGCCCUCCCAGCCAUGUCCGAAACCUUCUCUCCCAACUUGACCUUCACCGAAGGCUUCGUUCUCGGCCAGGCAUCGUUCUUAAUCAUCCUCCUAUUGUUUAUUCGCUAUGUUGUAUUCUCUCCCAGUGAGCAGAUAGACCAUGAAGGCUGGCGCAAACGACGUGCCGAGCGGGCAGAUCUCCUCUCUAACCAUACACCCCCUCCAUUAUCAAACCUCCUGUCCAAGACAUCAUAUGAUAUGUCUAUCCAUCCCGCCGAAUCUUCCGACUGGGUUAAUGUUUUGUUGGCUCAAAUCUUACAAGGUUACCGGAAUGACCUUCUUUCGGAAGGCGGAGAAGAAGGCGCAAGGCAGAGAAUAGAAGGAUGGCUUAAUCCGAAGGGAGAAAACCUAAGCUGGCUUGAUCCAAUAGAUGUCACCUCGUUGUCGCUUGGAACUUCCUAUCCGCUCUUGUCAAAUGCUAGAAUAAGGCCAGCAGAUGGACAAGGUCGCUUGCGUGCAGAAAUUGAUGUUGACUAUCUGGACUCUUUGAGCAUGACACUCUCCACGGCCGUUCUGGUCAACUUUCCAAAGCCGCGUUUUGCGGUCUUACCAGUCACAUUGGGUGUCGAGCUUGUGUCUAUCGGUGGUACUAUGAGUGUACAACUUCAUGAACCAAUAGAGGAUCGACAACAUAUUCAUGUAAACUUAUUGCCUGAUUUCCAUCUCAACCUGAAAGUCACAAGUCUCCUUGGAAGUCGAGCAAAAUUACAAGAUAUACCCAAACUUGAACAGCUUAUUGUCUCUCGUCUUCGAAACCUUGUGCAAGACCGUUUUGUCCACCCGAACCAUAUCUCGCUUGCUCUUCCUCGCAUACUUUCACCAUCAGUUUCUUCCACUCCGAUUUUGGAAGGCCUAGGUGAAGGUGCAGUCGAUGCAAUGAAGGACGCAGUUAGUGAUGGAAUGAAAAGAAUGGUGGAAGAUUUCAUGGGCGAAAAUCCCGUGGAAGGGGCCUUGAAUGGACAAGGUGAAGAGCAAUGGUUAGACGAUGACUUUCCCCCAACUCCGCUCGUUCAGCCUCCCGGUACCUUCCCUACUCUCUCAGUGUCCUCUCGACAAUCUCAUCGACAGUCUCUUCCUCCCUCUCGGCCCCAAAGUACCACUCAAGGCCAACCCCAGCUAUUCUACCGACGUCCUCUAAUUCAUCCGACCCAAAGCUAUCCUCACUAUAAUACCUACACUUUAGAUCCACAAAUACCCCAUUCCGUCUCUUACCGCCAUCCUCCUCGAGGAUCUCAUGUUCACAAUCCGCCCGAAACGCCCGUGCCCCAAAGACCAUCUCACGGACAGGGACGUAUGUCGACAACGUCCAGUCUGACGCCAAGCCAGAGUCAGAGUCAGUUCAGGUUCAGGGGACAGUUUGCUUCGGGUGUGACCCCUGGCCAGGUAGGUACAAGUCGUUAAUUGAUGUCGAGGCCGUAAUGGAAUGCCUCGAAUAAUGGAUGGUUUGAAGUCUUGCUGUUCGCAUGAAUAGUCUUGUACCAAAGGGCAGCUCCUGCUUGGAACUUAUUCUCUCUUCGGCGUUCAAAGUGUAGAGGCCUUGCGAUGUCUCUCCAUUGUUUUGAUCAUUCUAUUAUGGG